Malurus melanocephalus (red-backed fairy wren) is the source of this 3157-nucleotide messenger RNA. RefSeq names its product charged multivesicular body protein 6 (gene CHMP6). The transcript is spliced from 9 exons. The record is from RefSeq and is a predicted model, not a curated record. Bases 1 to 588 code for a protein of 195 amino acids. Gene Ontology annotation, biological process: vesicle budding from membrane; late endosome to vacuole transport via multivesicular body sorting pathway. NCBI's taxonomy places the organism in Eukaryota, Metazoa, Chordata, Aves, Passeriformes, Maluridae. Gene Ontology annotation, cellular component: multivesicular body; ESCRT III complex.
AUGCUGUGUUGGGGAACGGGGGACACCGGGCAGGACCGGGCCGUGCUGCAAUUGAAGCAGCAGCGGGACAAGCUCCGGCAGUACCAGAAGCGGCUGAGCCUGGGCCUGGAACGGGAGCGGGCGCUGGCCCGGCAGCUGCUCCGGGACGGCAAGAAAGAGAAAGCCAUGCUCCUGCUGAAGAAAAAACGGUACCAGGAGCAGCUUCUGGAUAAAACAGAGAACCAGAUCAGCAACCUGGAGCGGAUGGUCCAGGACAUUGAGUUCACCCAGAUUGAAAUGAAGGUCAUAGAGGGUCUGAAAAUAGGCAACGAGUGUCUGAACAAAAUGCACCAGGUUAUGUCCAUAGAAGAGGUGGAAAGGAUAAUAGGAGAAACCCAGGAUGCUGUGGAGUACCAGAGGCAAAUAGAUGAGCUCCUGGCUGGCAGCCUGACUGAGGAGGAUGAAGAUGCCAUUCUAGAAGAAUUAAAUGCUAUUACUCAGGAACAGUUGGAGCUUCCAGAAGUUCCUUCGGAGCCGCUCCCGGRGAAGAUCCCAGAAGUGUCCCCCAUCAAGAACAGGCCAAAGCCAGAGCUGGUGGCAGCAUCUUAACUCCCAGUGCUGGGGAUUCCCCCACAAAACUUUCACCCUGGACAGUUUGCCCUCCCAGCAUGUGCUGGGCACAGGCAAUGCCUUGGCAGCAUCCCAGCUGUGCUGGGUGGAUUGUGGAGCAGGAUUCCCUGCACAGGGUGGGGAACCUCAGCUGAUUAUUGCUCUUGUAUCAAGAUUAUUUUCUAGCGCUUUCUUUUUUUGUAACUUAAACUCCAGACUCACUCAGCUGCGCUGUCUCGGGAUUAAACAGCAACUCGAAAACAUCCAAAGCCAAAUUUUUCUCUGUAGGUUUGAUUCUAGUGGUCAGUCUGCCUUUGCUCUGGCCARAUCCCAGGCUCAGAGUGAUGGUGUUUGUGCAGGGCAGGCACGAGUCCUGUGGGAUCACUGUGGUGUCCCUGUGUCCCUUGUCUCUCCUGUCACAUGUGGGGAUAGGCUGCGGUGUCCUUGUCCUGUUGGGCAGCRCCGGAGCUGGGAGCAUUCAGCUCCCACACAUCCAGGACUCGGUUCUGACCUGUCCAGAGCCAGCCAAGGGGCUGUGAUUUGGGCCAGGCUCAGGCUGGGUGCUCAGCUCUGCUGGGAGCUGAGGAAUUGGCCCCGUCACAGCUCAGCUCUGGCUGGCAGAAAUGGCCUGCGAUGGCAGCGAGGAGCUGCUGCUGUGCCUGGAGCAGCAUUCCUCCCUGGCUGGCUCUGCUCCAGCAGAGAUCACAGUUCACCUUUGCUCGGGAUGGAUCCCAUGGACUCUGCUCCAGCAGAGGUCACAGUUCACCUUUGCUGGGAUGGUGAUGGAUCCCAUGGACUCUGCCCCAGCAGAGAUCACAGUUCACCUUGGCUGGGAUGGUGAUGGAUCCCAUGGACUCUGCCCCAGAGGUCACAGUUCACCUUGGCUCAGAUGGUGAUGGAUCCCAUGGACUCUGCCCCAGAGGUCACAGUUCACCUUUGCUCAGAUGGUGAUGGAUCCCAUGGACUCUGCCCCAGAUGUCACAGUUCACCUUUGCUGGGAUGGUGAUGGAUCCCAUGGACUCUGCCCCAGAGGUCACAGUUCACCUUUGCUGGGAUGGUGAUGGAUCCCAUGGACUCUGCUCCAGAGGUCACAGUUCACCUUUGCUGGGAUGGUGAUGGAUCCCAUGGACUCUGCCCCAGAGGUCACAGUUCACCUUUGCUGGGGAUGGAUCCCAUGGACUCUGCCCCAGAGGUCACAGUUCACCUUUGCUCGGAUGGUGAUGGAUCCCAUGGACUCUGCUCCAGAGGUCACAGUUCACCUUUGCUGGGGAUGGAUCCCAUGGACUCUGCCCCAGAGGUCACAGUUCACCUUUGCUCAGAUGGUGAUGGAUCCCAUGGACUCUGCUCCUGCCACACGUUUCCUCGGGGCCUGGAUGAGUUUCCUCGGCUCGUGCUGCACCAGAACAGGGCCUGGAGCUUCAGAAACCAACCCUCCAGAGACUCAGGAGCAGCUCGAGGGAGCCCCAUCCCUCUGAGGACAGUYGGAGCAGUGCCAGCUCACUGGGACRCUGAAAGCUCUGGAAYGCUGCCCUGCCAGCCAGGUGGUGGCAGAUUUGGCUGCUGGUGGAAGCGAGCUCACCYGCCAGCUUGCAGAUGCUCUUCAGGACACUGCAGAUCUUUAUUUAUUACCUUCUCGAAGCCACAACCCUUAAUCUGCGUUUCUGUGACAGCGGAAGGACCAGAGGRUGCUUGGGGACUUUGGGGUUGUGGGAUCUGGUGCUAGACAAAGAGUGAUCCCAGGRGCUGGGAUGCUCCCCAUGGUGCUGGGCUCUGUGUGCCACCAGGACAGUGUUGGCAAAGCAGCCGUGGCUCUGGAGCUGGACAGGGUGUUGGGUUAUCCCAGGACCAUGGCUCUGGUCACCCCAGCCAGCCAGAUCCUGCUCCCAGCCCUUCCAGCCUCGGGAUCCUGCUCUGCUCCCGCUGGUUCGUUCUGUGCUCAGUCCUGGCUGUGCUGCAACUCAGCCCAUUCCCAGCAGAGAGAGCUUUGGAUUCACCGGUGCAGCGCUGGCAGGAGCAUUUCUGGGCAGUUUUUCCUUCAAGGCUCCUUCAGCCGUUGCCGGGCUGAUGUCGGGUUUUUUAAUGUGCCCCUGAUUAAUCUGGAUUCCUGGGAAGGGGUGCUGGCAUUCCCAGGAUGGUCUGGUAGGGAUCUCCUGGSAGUGUGGCUUUGGGGACACCCUGAUCCCUGGGUUGGUGUCACCAGGGCAGAGGGUGAGGAGGGGGUGCUGCUGUGCCUCUGCUCUGGUUUUCUUUCUGAGGAAGGUCCUGGCAGCAGGGCAGACACGAGCAGCCCUCCCAGGGACGCUGUGCUGGGGCCAGGCCAGGUCCUGGUGGCUGCAGAGAGGGAGCAGGGCUGGUGCUGAAGGGGUUAAUGCAGCUCCUUCCACUCCUUAGCACGGUGGAGAGCAUUUACUGACCCAACAGGAAAGUUUGGAGCAGAUUGGCCGCAGCUUCCUCUGCUAAUCCCUGCCCCAACAGCUUGUGCAGGGUCUCCUUGGGAGGAAGAGCCGGGAGUGGGCUGUGACCUCUGUGCUGUGCUGUGACAAUAAACUGGUUCCAGUGGCUGCACCGA